Pygocentrus nattereri (red-bellied piranha) is the source of this 2443-nucleotide messenger RNA. RefSeq names its product casein kinase 1, epsilon (gene csnk1e). The record is from RefSeq and is a predicted model, not a curated record. Lineage: Eukaryota; Metazoa; Chordata; Actinopteri; Characiformes; Serrasalmidae. Gene Ontology annotation, molecular function: protein serine/threonine kinase activity; ATP binding. The transcript is spliced from 11 exons. Gene Ontology annotation, biological process: signal transduction; endocytosis; peptidyl-serine phosphorylation. The coding region runs from base 273 to 1526 and encodes 417 amino acids. Gene Ontology annotation, cellular component: nucleus; cytoplasm.
CAUCAUUUUAGUCACCACAGUGAGCUGGGAUACAAAACAAGGCAGGCAGGGCUCGCGCUAGCUUUGCUUACGCAAGUAGGUCAAUCCGAGUGGCAGCGUUCUAGAGAAGAGCUUUUAGAAUUUCCUCCUCAAAGAAAAGAGGUGAAUAUCCCACUGGAAUGAGCCGUCUAAAAGCCUUCUUCCACCCUUCGCUCUCCAGGGUCCUGACCGUGCAGCCGAAAAACUCUUCCAACACCGCCUUCUCAUCAUCAGGAAACUUUUAGAAAGAAAUCAUGGAGUUGCGUGUUGGAAACAAGUACCGCCUUGGGCGGAAAAUUGGAAGUGGCUCUUUUGGGGACAUUUACCUUGGUGCGAAUAUUACAUCAGGAGAGGAGGUGGCUAUCAAACUGGAAAGUGUGAAGACCAAGCAUCCCCAGCUGCAUAUCGAGAGCAAAUUCUAUAAAAUGAUGCAGGGAGGAGUGGGUAUUCCGUCGAUCAAGUGGUGUGGUGCUGAGGGUGACUACAAUGUAAUGGUGAUGGAGCUACUUGGUCCCAGUCUGGAGGACCUGUUCAACUUCUGCUCAAGGAAAUUCACCCUUAAGACAGUGCUGUUGCUUGCAGAUCAGAUGAUCAGUCGCAUUGAGUACAUCCACUCAAAGAACUUCAUUCACAGAGACAUCAAACCGGACAACUUCCUUAUGGGUCUCGGCAAGAAGGGCAAUCUGGUAUACAUUAUUGACUUCGGUCUCGCCAAGAAGUAUCGUGAUGCCCGCACACAUCAGCACAUUCCCUAUCGUGAGAAUAAAAACCUGACUGGCACUGCCCGCUAUGCCUCCAUUAACACUCAUCUGGGUAUCGAGCAGUCCCGACGGGAUGACCUGGAAUCUCUUGGCUAUGUACUCAUGUAUUUCAACCUGGGCUCACUGCCUUGGCAAGGCCUAAAAGCUGCCACGAAACGACAGAAGUAUGAGCGCAUCAGUGAGAAGAAGAUGUCAACCCCCAUUGAAGUGCUUUGCAAGGGCUAUCCAUCUGAAUUCUCCACAUACAUGAACUUCUGCCGCUCACUGCGAUUCGAUGACAAGCCUGAUUACUCCUAUCUGAGACAGCUGUUCAGAAAUCUCUUCCAUAGACAGGGUUUCUCCUAUGACUACGUGUUCGACUGGAACAUGCUGAAAUUUGGAUCCAGUAGGACAACAGAGGAAAAAGAGAAGGAGCAGAGAGGAGGAGAGGGAGAGGAGAGAGAUGAGAGGACUGGGGGGCCUCAGGGUUCUGCUGCCCGCGCGCUGCCUUCUGGCCCCAACCUUCCAGCACCCAACAGAGUCCGCAAUGGUCCAGACCCAGCUGGCUCUGCUCCAACCUCACGUGUCCCACAGACCGGGAACGCGUCUCCCAGAGCUGGGCGGGGGGCUGAGCGAGAGAGAAGAGUGUGUCUGCGCUUGCACCGGGGGGCGCCAGCUAAUGCCUCCCCUGAUCUUCCUCUGCGCCAUGAUCAGAUUCGCAUUACACCCCCACAGGUCAGUGUGCCAUUUGAGCAUAUGGGGAAAUGAGCUGGGCAACCUCUGUCAUUUAUUCUUUUCUGGGAGGAUUUCAACAAACAACUCUCCCUAAAGCAUUUGUAUUCAUAUUUCUAAAUAAGUCAGUGGAGCGAAGAAACAGAAGUGGCGGAGAAGGGGCAGAAAGUCAGUAACUACUCUGUUGCAAUGGACAGUGAGAUCUACAACCCGACGGCUCUGAAAUGGUGAAGGCUACUGGAGAUUUGGAUGAGAAACAACUGAUAAAGAAACAUGGCUCCACUAAGUACAAGAAAAGUUUGGAUCACAAGUCUCAGACAUAGAAAUGAUUACUGGAAUUGAAGACUUUUGCCCACAACUUGACUGUUAUUCCUGUGUGGUCUUAAAUACUGAUACUGCAAACGACAUGGAAUAACUUCUUCGAUUGUUAAAAUUGAUUGUUUAUUAAGUGUGAGUCCAAAUAAAUGUAUUGCUCGCACACAUACUUUAACACACACAGAAGUGUUGUAUAUUGUCUUACAUGCUGAUGUAGAUGGUAUAGUGAAAAACAUAUUUUUAUGGUUUAAACGUAUCAUAUGCACAAGAUAAGAAUUUUAACAAUGUAUUCAAUUAAAUUUUCAGUGGUUGCUUCAUUAGUUGGAGGUUGAACUAAUCAUGCACUGAAACAUUAAAGAAUUGAUUUGUAUUUGCAUAGCAUGGACAACACUUAAUUUAACUGAGAUGUUAACCAGAACAGUGAUUAUUUUAAGAAAUUAACUGAGAUGUUAAUGAGACUAGAGGUUAAUUUUAGCCUAUCUAAAAUCUAAAUAACAUCCCAAACAUUGCUGCUGGCCUAUGAGUCUUUAUGUGAAACCCAUAGAAAAUAGUGCAUAUGGAAGUUAAUCUAAGGAGCUCUGUACUGGCAUGUUUGGCCAUAGUACCCUGAUUUAUAAAUAAAUGGAUAUGUCCAAUUA